Molecule: messenger RNA, 242 nt
Organism: Funneliformis caledonium
Lineage: Eukaryota; Fungi; Glomeromycota; Glomeromycetes; Glomerales; Glomeraceae
Source: the annotation of a GenBank genome assembly
AUGGUCGAGCUAUGUGUUCUGAUCCUGUAAUUGCUGGAUUACGUCUACCUCCCAAAGAUGCAUUUGUGAAAAGCUUAAAAAAAGAAAUCGUUGGAAAGAUGGUUUGUUGUAUUGCUGAUAAAAUACAUGAUUACGACAUUUCAGGUACAGUAAAAUUAAUCGCCGGAGAUGGCGACUAUAGAUCAGUAAUUAGUUUAGCUCUUAAGAGAAGUUGGAUUACUGAGAAUUGGUUUUGGUCAUAA